GGCGGCCGCCGCCAGCGCCGCCGCGGGGACCCGUUAGAGCGGAAGCGCAGCCGCCGCCGCCGCCUUCGCUGUCCCGGGGCCCCAGGUUCCCGGCAGGUGGGAGACGGGAGCCAUGUCGAAGCGGCUCCGGAGCAGUGAGGUGUGCGCUGACUGCAGCGGGCCGGAUCCUUCCUGGGCAUCCGUAAAUAGGGGAACUUUUAUAUGCGAUGAGUGCUGCAGUGUCCAUCGGAGUCUGGGACGCCAUAUCUCUCAAGUGAGGCAUCUUAAACACACACCAUGGCCUCCGACAUUGCUUCAGAUGGUUGAAACCUUGUAUAAUAAUGGUGCUAAUUCUAUAUGGGAGCAUUCGUUACUGGACCCCACCUCUAUUAUGAGUGGAAGACGCAAAGCUAAUCCACAGGACAAAGUACAUCCUAAUAAAGCAGAAUUCAUCAGAGCCAAGUAUCAGAUGUUAGCGUUUGUCCACCGCUUGCCCUGCCGGGAUGACGACAGUGUGACCACCAAAGAUCUCAGUAAGCAACUCCAUUCAAGCGUGAGAACAGGGAAUCUCGAAACCUGUUUGAGGCUGUUAUCUUUAGGCGCACAAGCCAACUUUUUUCACCCUGAGAAAGGAAACACCCCCCUCCACGUGGCCUCCAAAGCAGGGCAGAUUCUACAGGCGGAAUUGUUGGCAGUAUACGGAGCAGACCCGGGCACCCAAGACUCCAGUGGGAAAACUCCUGUCGACUAUGCCAGGCAAGGAGGGCACCACGAGCUGGCAGAGCGCCUUGUAGAAAUUCAGUACGAGUUGACUGACAGACUAGCCUUCUAUCUCUGUGGCAGGAAACCAGAUCACAAAAAUGGACAGCACUUUAUAAUACCUCAAAUGGCAGACAGCAGCCUGGAUUUGUCUGAAUUGGCAAAAGCUGCUAAGAAGAAACUUCAGUCUCUAAGUAAUCAUUUGUUUGAAGAACUUGCCAUGGAUGUGUACGAUGAAGUUGACAGGCGAGAGACUGAUGCAGUCUGGCUCGCCACGCAGAACCACAGCACCCUGGUGACCGAGACAACCGUCGUCCCCUUCCUUCCAGUCAAUCCCGAAUACUCAUCGACACGGAACCAGGGCAGACAGAAACUAGCUCGGUUUAACGCCCAUGAGUUUGCCACUCUGGUUAUCGACAUUCUCAGUGACGCCAAGAGGAGACAGCAAGGCAGCCCUCUCUCUAGUUCAAAAGACAAUGUGGAACUGAUACUGAAAACAAUUAGUAAUCAGCACAGUGUUGAGAGUCAGGACAAUGACCAGCCAGACUACGACAGUGUGGCGUCAGACGAAGACACGGAUCCGGAAGCCACUGCAAGCAAGGCCCACAGGCAAAAGAGCCUAGAUUCAGAUUUAUCAGAUGGACCAGUCACUGUGCAGGAAUUUUUGGAGGUCAAAAACGCUCUAGUGGCUUCUGAGGCCAAGAUACAACAGCUAAUGAAGGUGAAUAACAACUUGAGUGACGAGCUGAGAAUUAUGCAGAAAAAGCUUCAAACACUCCAGAGUGAAAAUUCGAACCUCAGGAAACAGGCCACAACCAAUAUAUAUCAGGUGCAAAGUGGUUCUGAAUACACAGACACUUCCAACCACUCCUCCUUAAAGCGACGUCCGUCUGCCCGGGGCAGUAGGCCCAUGUCCAUGUACGAGACGGGAUCAGGUCAGAAACCCUAUCUCCCAGUGGGAGAAGUGAACCAUCCCGAAGAGAGCAGGACGAGACUCCAGCCUUUCCCAGCGCACAUCGGGAGGAGUGCGUUUGUGACCUCCUCUUCGUCUCUGCCUUCCUUCCCCUCCACACUGUCCUGGUCGAGGGACGAGAGCACCCGAAGGGCAUCCCGGCUGGAGAAGCAGAAUAGCACGCCCGAGAGUGACUACGACAACACUCCCAACGACAGGGGCCUGGAUGACAUGGGGUCAAGCAGGAAAGGAAGGCAGAGGAGCUCGGUGUGGCAGGGUGAUAGCUCAGGCCCAGACACGGCAGAGCCCCAUGCGGCCCCCAGCCCCAUCCUCCCCAGCACCGAAGACGUGAUCCGGAAGACGGAGCAGAUCACCAAAAACAUACAGGAGCUCCUAAGGGCAGCCCAAGAAAAUAAACAUGACAGUUAUAUUCCCUGCUCAGAGAGGAUACAUGUAGCUGUUACAGAAAUGGCAGCGUUAUUCCCCAAAAAACCCAAGUCCGACAUGGUGAGGACCUCCCUCCGCUUACUGACGUCCAGUGCCUACCGACUGCAGUCAGAAUGCAAGAAGACCCUCCCGGGGGACACGGGCCCGCCUACGGACAUCCAGCUGGUCACGCAGCAGGUCAUCCAGUGCGCCUACGACAUCGCCAAGGCCGCCAAGCAGCUGGUCACCAUCACCACCAAAGAGAACAACAAUUGAACGGCAGGGCUGGCCCUUCUGUUUUCUUUUCCAAGUCCGGUUUCCACUUUAGACAUGGAACUCUUGCGAUUUUUGCAGACACAGACAUUUAAUGAAAGUUUAAAACUUUUUAAAAAGAAAACUCAGUAUUAUUUUUGCAUGUUUUCUAACAAAUUUUCAACUAUUAAUUUAACCCACUUGCCUUAUUUUGUGCCUGUUUGCCAGUUUACCUUCUGACAUUCUGUUGUGCUGUCCGUGACCGUUGAGUUAACGAUCAUAGACACCCGAAAGCAGAGCUUCGUUGUUUAAAGUUUGUUAGACCUUCUCCAUCCCUUCAGACUCCUUGCCUGUGGCUAAGACUAUAAGUGAGGUUCUUAGUGAAACAUUCUCUGGAGAGAGUUGUCUAAUCCCUGUCAAGCAUUGUGCAAUAGGCAAGUUUUCCAAGCUCUACUGCAGAACCUCUUUAAGUUCGGGGUAUCUCCAAGCAGGCGUGUAGAGAAAGGACUUUGCCACUUUCUGAAACUAGCGUAAUAGUCUCUCUUGGGGGGAAACAAUGAAGCGAUCUGUUUACUGUCCUGCCACACUCGGUGUUCUCUCAGCUGAUUUUCCUAUCUUGUCUUCAGUCCGUUUCUAUUUUACGGUCACCCUGAAGUCUCCAUAGCGAUAAGCACUCAUCCCCAUGUCCUGUGUGCCUUGGCAACGUUGUCACGCACAGGCGGAGGACCCCCAGUCCCACGAGCCAAAGCUCACCCCAUUCAGACAGCACUGCUGUAAACUGUGACGAGAGAAAUGGUCUCCUCCCCUCACUCCUUUAGCCGCUUAAAGCCUUCUCACACGACCAGCCCCACACGUCUCACCACCUUUAAGGACUUUGGAUAAGGUAAGAUGCGUACAGUCACCGGGAUUCGCUUCUCCUUGGGCGCCUCCUCGCUGGUACUUCAGCAUCAGACAUCACAUUUCAGGAAGUCCCUGCAGAGCGCUCUAGGUGACUGUGCGCGACCCCAAGGCUACAAAAGCCUGCAGGUGUAAGGUCUGGGAUGCCCUGAGGUUGCCUUCUAAGAAGAGCUGGGUCGUUCUGGAAGCUAAAAGUGUAUUCUUUCCUGCUCGUGGCCACUGUUUUGUGUGGGCGUGGCUCAGACCCUGACCUCAACCAGCGUGGCCAGGCGGUAGUGACAAUGAAUGAAUUGAGCCAGGUGCCAGGGACAGCGGGGAGCCCACGGCAUGUCAGUGGGGACAGCAGCUGCCCAGCUCCACUCAGGCUGCCGUGUAAAUAAAACGGGCCUGGAGUUGCCGAAGCUUUUGACUUGUCGGAAGACAUCAGAUAUUUCUGUGCCAUCUCUCCAUCUGUAAACGUCAGUGACUCGUCUAAACGUGUUCACAGCACACGUGUGGGCACGCUGCGACCUUGAGGCUGCUGUCUCCCAGCUCUGCUGUGGAUCGCGAGGCCUGGCUUCCCUGGCCUCCCUGGGUUUAGCCUCUGAGCCUUGUUACCUUUUGCAGGGCUGCCGUACCCUGUGUUAAAGUUCAUGUUGGUCCUUGUUUCACCCAUCUGUUCUGUCCCAUAGUGCUCGUUCACACACAUGGAAAAGUCAAAAUCAUCAGUUGCCCCAAAACAUGCUCGGUAAGCCUGUAUUUUCACAGAACUGUUUGAUUCACAAACAUCUCUGUAACCUGACUGAAUGCUGUUGGAAGGAGGCCGGUGAUGGUGUCUGGUUACUCAGUCACUGUGCUGGGUACGUCCGGCUUUUUGCUCUGCUGAGUAGCAUGGGGAAAGGGUCCAUGUCUCCAAGGCUUGUCUGCACAAACCUAAGUGCCACGCUCUUGUCAGAUGCUGAGGGGCAUCUUCUCGAAGGAGGUCUUCUACCUCCAGUUCAGGCACCGUCUGAGAACCAUCUCUGCACACUGCAUGGAUGGGCUGUCCCUCCUCUUCCUGGCAAGCACCUGCUCUUCUUCCCGGCCAACAUGGGCUCCUUGGGCAAGGCCCGGCACAGUCUUGGGUCGGCGCCCUCGGCCUCCUCCAUCAGGAGGACAGCCUUCUGGAUGAUGAGCUGCCGCAGUUGGUGAAGCAGCAUCUUCACAGGCACACUCAGAACCUGGAGUGGGGGGUGUCAUUUCGUGCCCCUGGAGAAAGUCAAGGAACAUGAGGGCCAGCAAAGCAUGCCCAGCUGUGAGCACACCACAGGAGUUCGCCCUGCAGACCCACAGUGCCAGCACUCGGGGAGGGAAGCUCCCAGUUGGAGUGACAUCCAGCGACAGGGCUGAGGGGGGCCCUUCUCCUCCAGCCCCCUGCGCGUUUCCUUGAGGCUGGGGUCUGAGACCUGCGGGGCCUGUGGACGUUCACACCUCGUCUCAGCAGCCGUUCACCUUUUGCACAUGGGUUCCCAGGCCUUACACUGACGUCUGAGCUCUGUCAUGUCAUCCUCUUCCCCUCGAUUCUCAAAUCCCCGCCCCCUCAGAUGCCCUGAGGAGCUGGGAGGACACAGGUAGGAAAGUGACCGGGAGGCAGCUCUACCUGAGCGCCUCCCGCUGAAGUCCUCUGCCUCGGAACACAAAUAGUUCUUAUUUGCCAAAGAACAACGACUCGGACCCAAAGACUAAACACAGCAUUUCACUGAUGGGAACUGGAAACGCACAACUCAGGAGCUGUCCUCCGACUCCCCCAGCGAUUUCAGCUGCAGAACCCGGCCGAGCCCAGCUCGAGUCUGUCCCCUGCAGCCACCCUGAGCUCCCCACGCAGAGGGUCUUCCUUCUUUCCUUGUCCCAGUUGAAGGUCACCUUGAUUUUCCAGAAGAAAAUGCUGCAUAGGAAAAAUGAAAUGCCUUUUAUCCCAGUGUCUUCUCUCCAUGUCACCCAUGAUUCUGUACUUAUUUUUCCUGUUCAUUGUACAUUCGUAUCCCUGUAAUUAUUGUUCAACCCUGUAAGUGUUGUAAAAUCGUUUUGGAAUUUGUGCCUGCUAGUUAUGCAAUAAACAGGCUCUGUA
Molecule: messenger RNA, 5351 nt
Organism: Budorcas taxicolor (takin)
Lineage: Eukaryota; Metazoa; Chordata; Mammalia; Artiodactyla; Bovidae
Gene: GIT2
Product: GIT ArfGAP 2
Exons: 20
Coding region: 113-2392 (759 amino acids)
Biological process (GO): brain development; regulation of ARF protein signal transduction
Molecular function (GO): protein binding; GTPase activator activity
Source: RefSeq, a predicted model, not a curated record